UUCGAAUUGUCAUGACUGUCAUAACAUGAACAAAUAUAAACAAAAACAAAAUAAGUUUUAAUUUAUUUAAAUUCCUACUGGGAAAGUGGUAAACAAGCAGUUGCGACAAUCGACAAUCCUUAUGAAUUUUGAGAUUUGAAUAAUUUAUUUUCCGGCAACAACCGGCUUUUUAAACAAAACACAGUACUUAUCUUCGACAGUUCAAUGUGAAUUGUGAAAGGAAUUUUACGAAGUGGUAGAAAAGUGGCAAAUAAAUCAAGGAUUUUCAGGAGGGUGGUGGGUGUACGUCCACGUUAUUGAUUACUUGUUGAAUGCUCCACAUUUCGUCGCAGUAAAUGAGCUCAGAGUCGUUGUUGUCCGAGCACGAGCCCGAAGACGAAGACUAUUCAACAGCUGGAACCGGAAACAGAGCUAUGGAAGCCCGUGCAGAACACCAGAGAACCAAAAUGUAUAACAGUAUCUACUCCUUCACUACAGCCAUGGGUACAGGUCUGUUGAUUCUGGUUUUAUUUUGGUUGCUUCACUACAGAGAAGGUUUUGCGUGGACUUCAGACAUUAAAAGGCAAUUUAACUGGCAUCCAUUCUUGAUGUUAUUUGGAAUGGUAUUUUUAUACUCGCAAGCUAUACUAACUUAUAGAACAGGCCGUAGUAAACCAAAAAUGAAGCUCAAACUGUUACACGGCGGUCUUCAUCUUCUAGCUUUUGUUUGUUCUGUGAUCGCACUGAAAGCCGUAUUUGAUUCGCACAAUUUAGCUUCGCCACCGAUGGCGAACCUAUACAGUUUGCAUUCUUGGAUUGGACUGUUGACUGUCAUUAUUUUUUCAACACAGUUUUUAGCUGGAUUUCUCUCUUUCCUCUAUCCUGGAAUUUCCCCUUCUUUAAGAAAAGCUAUAAUGCCUGUUCAUGUCGUUGUUGGCACAAGCGCCUUUGUAAUGGCGAUUGUCAGCGCUCUAACUGGACUUAAUGAAAAAGCCAUUUUUACAUUGUCUGACAACUAUAAGAACUUUGUACCAGAGGCCUUUGUUUUCAACUUUAUCGGCCUGAUAGUGGUACUUUAUGGGCUUUUGGUUCUCUAUUUAGUCCAUGACCCAAUGUACAAAAGAGAUCCUUUACCCGAAGACCAAUUGGCUUUGUCAGGACGUGACGAAUAAAUAAGUACUUUUUCUUUCAAUAAGAAAUCAAAACUAAAUUUGUUUUAAAUUUUUGUUGAACUUAACAUAAGGAAAGUAUAAAGUAUGAAUAACCCUUGCCUAAAUUUAAUUGGAUCCAAAUAUCCUAUUUUUCGAAUAUUUAAGAUAAAUGUAGAAAUAUAUUUUUGAAGGUGCAAUGUACUUGAGAAAAUUCGUAUUUUUAGAAUAAUAGGGCGCUUUUUUUUAUUCAGCGAUGAAUUCAUCGAUGACCAGUCUAUCUUUGUCUAGUUCAUAGAAAAUCGGAAUUACUGUCUCAUAAUGCUGGCAGCGGAUGGAUCUGUUGCUGAAUAAAAGAAUUCACCCAUAGUUUGAUCUGACAAUGAGUUUAAAAUUUAAAUCCAACAGAGAUUUUUUUAAAAUUUGUGAUAGGUAGAUAAUAAUUUUGUUCCUGUUGUAUUUUUAAUUUUUAUUAGUUUUUAAAUUUAUUGAAAUAUGCACAAAAUAGUAAUUGUUGUUGUUAAAUGAGGGACUUAAUAUUUAAGUAUAAUAAAAUACUUAAAGAAAAUAUAAUAUUAGUGAAAAAUAAAAAUAUUAAUAUUGGGUGCUGAAAUGUAAUAUGUAUUUGUAAAACGCCUACGCCUAUAAUGUGUAAGGAAACUUAUGCCAAAAAAAAUAAUGGUGCUUCAAUAUAUUUUUUUUCUAUUUACUAGCGCACAUUUGUAUAAUUAUAAGAAACUGAAAAAUGUUGUGAUGAUUGUCGUUUUUAUUAUACUUUUAUGCCCAUAUGUAGGUUCCUUUAUAUUUUAUUUUAUUCUGAAAUACAUAAUGUAAUACCCAUUACUGUGACAUUCAUAACACACAUUACUACGUAUUAUAAAAUAUAUAAUGUUGAAAUGAA
Molecule: messenger RNA, 2028 nt
Organism: Ceutorhynchus assimilis (cabbage seed weevil)
Lineage: Eukaryota; Metazoa; Arthropoda; Insecta; Coleoptera; Curculionidae
Source: the annotation of a GenBank genome assembly